This is a messenger RNA of Pochonia chlamydosporia 170, 1908 nucleotides long. Its product is annotated as fungal specific transcription factor. Bases 1 to 1908 code for a protein of 635 amino acids. Gene Ontology annotation, cellular component: nucleus. Gene Ontology annotation, biological process: DNA-templated transcription. The transcript is spliced from 3 exons. Gene Ontology annotation, molecular function: zinc ion binding; DNA binding. Lineage: Eukaryota; Fungi; Ascomycota; Sordariomycetes; Hypocreales; Clavicipitaceae. The record is from RefSeq and is a predicted model, not a curated record.
AUGAACAAGUCGGCCGCAUCUACAUCUGAACCCCGGUUCUGCGCAAAGUGUUCCGAUCCCCUCCCUUCGACUAGCGACACUACGCCAGGCACGGUGACAACUGAACAUUCUACAGCUGGAAGGCUCCACGUUGACGAGUUAAAAACGACAUAUGUGAGCAGUGCUCAUUGGAAAUCGGUGCUUGCAGGCAUAUCCGAGUUGAAGAUCCUCAGUGAGGAGCAGGAAGAUGAUAACGAUACCCCGUCCCCACAACAACAGACAGAAUACGGACUGGAGGAUAGCAUUCUUAUCCCAGGAACGACGAGGGAACGGCCAAGGUUGCUUUACGGUUGGCAUAAAUCUGCCACCUUGAGCGAGAUAUUAGCAGCCAUGCCAGAGCGAGCAGUCGUGGAUCGGUUGGUACUCAGCUACUUCCACCAUCCACCAAUACCACAUUUACUUUUGCACGCAGAUAGCUUUCUUCGACAAUACGAAAAAUUCUGGGCUGACCCGUACAACACGCCAUUGAUGUGGAUAGCGCUCCUCUAUGGAAUUAUGUGUCUCUCUACCCAAGCCGACAUGUUUCGAGACCUGGUUCUCGAGAAGAGCAUCAACCCCUUAACGCCCGUUCCCAGUAUGCCUCCAUCGCGACCCAAAUAUCUCGAUCAGAUGGAACAGGCCCUCAUAGCAGGCAACUACAGUAGCGGCGGUCCCUUUGCUCUCGAAGCCCUACUGCACUACCACAUCCUCGAACACACCCGUUAUCCGGACGCCGACGUCGGAACUUGGCUCCUAACAGGAAUGGUUGUCCGCCUCGGCUUCCGCAUGGGUUACCACCGGGAUCCUUCCCAUUUCCCAGACGUCACGCCGUUCCAAGGAGAAAUGCGACGGCGAAUCUGGAUCCUCAUGCAUGCGCUAGACAUCAUGAUGUCCCUGCAGCUGGGGUUACCUCGCGUCAUCAAGGACGGACAGUGGGACACGCAGCCGCCGCGCAACAUCUACGAUUCCGAGUUCGACGAGAACACGACGGAGCUUCCGCCGUCGCGGCCAGAAACCGAAGUUACGCCUAUUAUGCACCUUCUCGCAAAGCACAAGAUGCUAGUGGUUGUUGGGACCAUCGCCGACACAAGCAUGAGUGUAGCAGCAGAGCGGUGCGACCCGUCGACACUGAUGGCUGAGAAGAGGUUGAUGGGGCGCUUACGGGAGGCAUACGACUCUGUACCUGCGGGCGCAAAGUUUGACGCUUUUUCAAAGUUUGUGGACGACAUGCCUAGCGAUAUUAUGAACCGGCUUAGUAUCACUGUGUUACUGCAAAAGGGGCUCAUCGUCCUUAACUGGCACCACGUCAUGCCCAGCGGAUCCAUCAUCAGCCCCGACGCUGACCCUAUGGGCAGCAGCGAAUCCGAAUCCGGACCAAAGGACGACACCGAGGGCUAUCAGAUUUGCAUCCGCGCGGCGCUGGAGAUUCUCAGUAUCCAAGAGACGAUUGACUGUGAGACGCGGCCGGGCGGUGUUCUCUUCCCGCUCCACCUGUUGAUAUACUCGGUGGUCAAGCACGAAUUCCUCAUGGCAACCACAGUGCUCAUCACGCACAUGUACCGCACGACCGUGUCCCAGCCAGGCCUACGGGUCGAUGAGAGAAAAACCAAACUCGCGCAGGAAGUAGAAGUGGCGCUUCGAAAGUCACACGGGAUAUGGAUGCGACAGAGUGCGCGGUCGAAAGAGGCCAUGCGGGUAGCCAACCUGCUGGCAAUGCUCUUCCAAAAACUCAAAGACACGGAUGUUCAACAGGUGCACAGGACGGAGAUUGCGGACGAGCCUGUACUGAUGCAAUCUGAUGAUCAGGGGCUUGCGCUCUUUGGAGAAUUCGGCCUGCUACACCAUUUAGAGGACCUAAGUACAUUCUUCAACCUCCCCAACAUGACAUGA